GACAUUAGGGUCGUCUAGUUUGACCUUGUUAAGAAGAUCCUUUAGUUCCUUUCUUACGAUAAAUACGUCUUAGUAUCAAUUUUAAAACUCCGCAUUCAUCUCUUCAAAAAAUUUUGUCGGGAUGGUUAAUUAAUUAAGCUGGAACGACCGCAAUUAAUAUCUUGAGUUAUAAAUCUAAUGGCAAACGAUCAAGACACUAAUGUACUGAAAGUCGCAACAUCUGGUGCUGUUGUUGGUAUGGGACUAAUAAACUUUGGACGUCUGGACAAACGCACAUUUGUGAGCGCUCUUCUGGGUGCUGCUUUAGGAUUUGGACUUAGUAUCACAUUUUAUGGUCUUUGGAAUGCCUUAGUAAAAUCUUUUAAUCGACACAAACAAAGUGAACAAUUUCGUCAGAUGAAUGAACAAUUAACAAGUAUUAAAGCAGAAUUAUUGGUCCUGCGUAAUGAAAUAUAUCAUUCAAACUUGAAGGCUUCGAAUAACAAACAUGAUGUUGAAACGCUGCCGUAUUUCAUGCUUGAUGAUGAUACUGACUCAAUGGAUGAUUAUGAGAAGUUUUUAGACGUUGAGAACGAUGAUGAUGACCUCAACUCAGCAUCGUUUAAGUCCGCAAAAUCUCCAACUGAAGUUUUAUCCUCAGCGAAUUCUUUUCACAGUGUGAGCAGUCAUUUGUCAAAUGAUUAUUCUUACUGCGACAUGAAAGUACGUGUUCCGACGAACAUCUUGGAGGAAAUAGAUGAAUUAGCGGAUUAUGCCCUCGGUGAAUAUUCGUCAAGCGAAUUACAAAUCAAUCCUAGUGGAGACAGUACUACUCCAGGAAUGCAAGCUUAUGCAAGGUGCUUAGUCUAUAGGUACAAGUAUCGUUAUUGUCCAGAAUUCUUAUGGCGAUUAGCACGUGCCACCUACAUAGCCAGUGAAGAAGCAUCAUCAGAUGAAGUUAUACAAGAAACUGAUAUGUUAAGAAAUAAGCCAGCCUCUGAAAGCUCGCACAGUUCCCGUAAUUUAAAUGAUAUUGCAUGUGAAGUACAAAGUCGAAAACAAUUCAUUGAAUCUGGAAUAAAAUGUGCACGUCGAGCAUUGAGUAUAAUUCAGAAAUCAAAUUUAUCGCUUUUAGAUGAUGAUCCAAUUAAAUUAGCUCCAAUAUAUAAAUGGUUGGCUAUUUUAGUCGGUGUGUAUUCUUCUUAUGUCAGUGCUCAACAGAGAAUACAAUAUGGCUAUGAGUUUAAGGAGCUAAUCGACACUGCUAUCAAACUUGAUGCCUCUGAUGCAUUGUCCUAUUAUCUACAAGGUCGUUGGUGCUACGAGGUCUAUAAUCUUUCAUGGAUUGAACGCCAAAUCGCAUCUAAGUUAUUUUCAAAGCCUCCAACGUCUACUAUUGAAGAAGCAAAUACAGCAUUUGAAAAAGCUGAAAAGCUACGACCAAAUCACUACGCUGCGCUCUACUUGUACCGAGCUAAAUGCUUCAUAAGUACUUCAGAUUACAAGACUGCAUUGCAUAACCUGAAAAUAGCUCGAAACUUAUUUGCUCAGCAUAGGCAUCCUACGCCACAUACAGAUACUGGUUCAAUACGAGAGCAAGUUGAUCAACUGUAUAAUAAAUACUGUAGAUACCUGUGA
Trichobilharzia regenti is the source of this 1617-nucleotide messenger RNA. The record is from the annotation of a GenBank genome assembly. Lineage: Eukaryota; Metazoa; Platyhelminthes; Trematoda; Strigeidida; Schistosomatidae.